AUGUCGAAAACAAGAGUUUUGCUCGUCGGAGCAGCAGGUGAAACCGGUGGUUCGAUCGCCAAUGGACUUUUGGAGAAUCCGAUCUUUGAACUCUACGCUCUUGUCCGCCCCCGGUCGGUACAGAAACCCGCUAUUGUUGCCCUCCAGGAACGCGGGGUACAAAUCCGCAGAUGCGAUCUGAGAGGCUCCGAAGACUCCCUCACCGAUGCUCUCGAGGGAAUUGAUGUCGUCAUCAGCUGUGUCGGUCCUGCCGAGCAACAAGAUCAAAUCCCUCUCGCUAAGGCCGCGAAGAGGGCGGGAGUUCAGCGAUUUGUUCCAUGUGGCUUCAUCACCGUGGCGCCAGCCGGUGGUAUCAUGUGGUUGAGGGAUGAAAAAGAAACAGUGUACAACCACGUCAAACAACUCCGUCUGCCCUACACUAUCAUCGAUGUCGGCUGGUGGUACCAACUGUCCUACCCCAGGCUAGACUCUGGAAGAACAGACUAUGCUAUGACCUCCGCCAAUAACGAGAUUGUCGGUACCGGCAACACCCCCAUGGGCCUGACCGACUUGCGAGACAUUGGACGCUAUGUCGCUAGAAUCAUUGCUGAUGACCGGACAUUGAACAAGAUGGUCUAUGCAUACAACACGGUUAAGACACAAAAUGAGAUUUACGACCUUCUGGAAGAGAUCAGCGAAGAGAAAAUCCAAAGGAAUUACAUUCCGGAGGAAAGUGUCUACACUCGCGUACUCGCCGCUAGACAGUCCAGCGAGACCUACCCCUUCGAUCCCGUCAAAUUCAUCCCCCGGUACUUGGCCGAGUACCAAUUAUCUUGGGGCGUUCGCGGUGACAACACCCCUGAAAACGCAAAAUACCUUGGUUACCUGGACGCCAAAGAGCUCUAUCCGGACUUCAUACCAGUGGAUUUCAGGGACUACCUCGAGACCGUCGUCCGGGGCACAGCGAAGGGUGUAUACACCGACCGUAUGGUCUCGAAGGUCCAUCAGCGGGCAUUCCCACGCACAGAGUCGACCGAUUCCUUGUAUACUAGGAUAUUCCCCAGGACCGAGUCCAGCGAUUCUCUGUACAUGCGGUAGACACCAGCAUUGACAUGCUCGCAUAUGCGGCGCCGCUUUGAUUAUGAAGUAUUAUGAAGUUGUCUUUGAGACGAUCGGAUUCGCCUCGAAGCAACGGGGUUUCCUUUCUUCACCUUUCCGCGAUAUGGGUUAGACUGGCGUUUUCUUAUUGUUUUCGCUGGGGGAGCAGGCCCACGAUUGGGCCUCAGGCUACUAGAUCACCACUCCACCGAGAAUGGCAAAACAGGUUAUAUAUCAUUCUGUUCUCCAAGUCA
Messenger RNA from Aspergillus alliaceus, 1331 nucleotides. RefSeq names its product aromatic alcohol reductase. Bases 1 to 1077 code for a protein of 358 amino acids. The transcript has 4 exons. The record is from RefSeq and is a predicted model, not a curated record. Gene Ontology annotation, molecular function: oxidoreductase activity. Lineage: Eukaryota; Fungi; Ascomycota; Eurotiomycetes; Eurotiales; Aspergillaceae.